CAACAGGGCUUAAUACAUACUUAGGACUGCACAAUUUACCUGCAAACCCGAACUGACCUGUUAUUUCUGAAACUUCCGAUUCGAAUUACCUGAAUCGGAAUGAAAUAAUCAGAACCGGAACAAUUCCGUUUUAUUUCCGAAAUGCUACGGUUAGGGUCGAUGGAUUACUCAAUAACCGAAAGCCGGUCAUGUCCCCCUUUGAAACAACUUUAUUUUAUGUACUUCCUUCAAUGGAAAAUCUCCUCUACCUCGAAAUCGAAUGCCAUGGCUCUGCCUCUGAAAUCUGAAAACAAAUCAUUUUCCACUGCUCCAGCUCGCAGCUCCGCUCUCUCGCUUCUCCCUCGCAGCUCGCUUGCCUUAAGCAAGGAUUUCUUUGUCUCACAGGCUCCAGCUAGUAGCUCGCUUAUUCUCUCAGUCUCUCUCUCUGACAGAAGGAGGUUUUGGUACGACACUCUUGAGAAACCCUCUGUCAAUUACCAAAAAUGGGCUGCUGGCAAGAAUUUCAGCCUCGGAGAUUUCGGCCCCGCUUGUCAAUCUGUUGAAUCUCAUUUUUCCGGUCGAUUCGGAAAACCGAAUUUUCGUGGAGAAAAGGACGGUCCGGGUAAGCGGUUAAAUUUUUCGGGCUCGGAGAGUCGGAAGUCAUACUUCGGAAAACCACAUUUUCAGGCCGAAUUAGUUGUUUUCGGGCCAGCUUCAGCUGCUAUGCUUGAUUCUGGUAAUUUUGUGCUCUAUAAGAAUGAUUCAUACAUUAUUUGGGAAACUUUUGAUUUUCCAACUGACACCAUAUUAGGAGGUCAGAAUCUGUCUAUGGGCAAAAGUUUGGUUUCGAGUGUGUCUAAAUGA
Messenger RNA from Carya illinoinensis, 843 nucleotides. RefSeq lists its product as uncharacterized. Bases 142 to 843 code for a protein of 233 amino acids. The record is from RefSeq and is a predicted model, not a curated record. The transcript has 5 exons. Lineage: Eukaryota; Viridiplantae; Streptophyta; Magnoliopsida; Fagales; Juglandaceae.